This is a messenger RNA of Lytechinus pictus (painted urchin), 3390 nucleotides long. Its product is annotated as barrier-to-autointegration factor A-like. The record is from RefSeq and is a predicted model, not a curated record. Lineage: Eukaryota; Metazoa; Echinodermata; Echinoidea; Temnopleuroida; Toxopneustidae. Gene Ontology annotation, molecular function: DNA binding. Bases 311 to 586 code for a protein of 91 amino acids. The transcript has 3 exons.
ACUCUGCACAACCACUACCGUAAUACUUGGUGCAAGCUGAAAGAGGGGGAAAAAUCUUUUUGAAGAUACCAUAGAAAAACUCGCUCUUCUUGCACUUCACUAGGUGGUACGUACUGUACGCGUACCGACUGCUUAUGUGCAGCGCUGAGCUUCAAGCGACCGAGUGAUUCCGAAAUAGGUGUAAAACUUUGUAAAAAAAAGUGUCAAAACGGCAAAUAUUCAACUUCUACUGGACUUUGGAGGAUCAGAUGCAAGUAUUUUAGGUUGUGAAUUAUUUAGGAUACCAGAUUGGUAGUGAAUACAUUGCAGCAUGGCCCAAUCAACAUCCCAGAAACAUAGAGACUUUGUGGCAGAGCCAAUGGGAGAGAAAUCGGUGCAGGAAAUGGCUGGCAUCGGACCUGCCAUUGGUGGUAGACUUAGUGAGAAAGGCUUUGAUAAGGCCUAUGUUAUCCUUGGGCAGUUCUUGGUCCUAAAGAAAGACGAAGAACUAUUCAUUGAUUGGCUGAAGGACGAAGGAGGAGCCAACAAGAAACAGGCGGGAGAUUGCUAUAAUUGUUUGAAGGAUUGGUGCGAUGCCUUUUUGUGAUCUCAUUUACCCAGUUUAUGUUUUAGGAUCAGAGCUUAAAAGGGGGCCAACCGGUGCACAUAAAAGCAGCAUGAUGUAAAAGGAGCAAACUACUGUGGGACGCCACCACAGGAAUUUUAAUUUUUCAAAGGAGGCACUUUGUGUGGUAAGAUAUUAAAGUUUGAUAAAACAAUGGAUAUAAUGACUAAUAACUGACCAUCAAAUAUUUCAUUUACUGUACCCAUUUUAGGGGAAAAUUGCAAUGAGUUUCGGGAGGAUUUUGCUCCUGAAAUGCUAAAAAAAUCCCUGGAAAAUAAUAAUAAAAAAGAGCCUAGGGAAGUCCUCCUUCACUGCAAAAUCCAAUGUUUCAGAUUUCAUUUAAUUUAUGAAAAUAGACCCUGACCAAAUUAAUAUGUAGGCAUUGAAAUCCCCAGGCAUAAGAGCAAGUUUUUGUUUUUAAAGAUGAACCUGCUAUCAUGUAGUACUUUAUUUAUCAAUAAGGAAAGUUCUUCAGUAAGUUGCCAAAUCAAUACCAUGGUCAUUCGAGUUUUGGCUUGCUGACACAACUCAUUGCACAUUCUCAUUUUUUCUCUGCUCCCUUGGGAGUACAUGUAAGUGUGGUGCUUACAUUAUCAAGAAAACUGCAUUGAUUUUCAAUCUUACUUGGGGGCUCUUUCAUGAAAGUAUUUGCAUGUUAUGAUUGAAUGCCUUUAUGCUCAAGUGGAAGCCUUUCUUGCGCUAAGUGAUAGAAUGUAUCUGACUUUACAUGUUCCAGGUACAUGAAAAAUUGUAACUUUACGAACAAUUUUAUGAAACACGAGUCCCAAGUAUCAACUUUUUGAAGAGUAGCAAAUUAAGAUUUAUGGGGAAACAUCGGGCUGAAGUUAUCUAUAUCUAAAUAAAUAGAGUAAAAUUCACAGAGCAAAAUGCUGAAAAUUUCAUCAAAAUCGGAUAACAAAUAUCGAAGUUAUUGAAAUUUAAAAUUCAGCAAUAUUUUGUAAAAACAGUUAUAAGUACGUCAUCAUGAUCAUUAGGUGGGCUGAUGUCACAUCCCCACUUUCCUUUUUCUUAUGUUAUUACAUAAAAUCAUAAUUGUUUCAUUUUUUCAUACAUGUGUAAAUAAUGUGUCUCCAUUAUAUUGCAGCAAUAAAUAACUAAUGCACUUAAUCAGUUGUCAAUCCAAUUGUUUUAGUUCGUGGUAGAAAAAUUUUGAAUGAACCUAAUUUCAUAUAAUAAAAUACAAAAGAACAAGUGGGGAUAUCACAUGAUCAGUUUGCUCAUUGAAUAUUCAUGGAGACAUGCCUAGAACCGUUUCACCGGAAUAAUGCAAAUUUUAAAAUUCAAUAACUUUGUUAUUUGUUAUCUGAUUUGGAUCAAAUUUUCAGCGUUUUGCUCAGUGAAUUUUACUCUGUUUAUUGAGAUAUGAAUAUCUCCAGCCUGGAGCAUCCCUUUAAGCAUAUAGAAAAAAAAAAUCCCUUUAAGCAUGACCACAGUGCAGGAUUAUUUGAUGUGUUCAGAUUCAUAUGAUAUAGAAUGUGCCACCCAACUUCUUGUAAAGUUGACUAUAUGUUGUAUAAAGUGUAGAAGUCUAUGAUGAUAGUGUAGUUUUUAUUCACAAUUUGGGUUGUGGUCUGUUUGAAAUCUGUAGAAUACAAUAUCUAAUGGGUUGUACGGGAAAUGCGUAAUACAUUUAUUCCUUCUGUUAUGAGCCUUUGUAUCAGUAGUUACCCUAAACACACACGUUAAGCUCAGAUUUAGUGCAAUUUUAUCAUGAUGUUAUGUACUAUGUAGGGUAUAACAUUUCUAAACAAUAUCCAGCACUUAUAUUAAUUUCAUAUAUUUGAGAACUUUAAUGUGUCGUGUUAAAAAAAAUUGUGUUCAUACUUCAUAGUGCAUUUUUUGGUCAUCUGUUAUCUGGCUUUAUUUUUUUGAAAAAGAGACACUGGCGUUUCAUAUUGUCCUCUUAAUAAUUUAACUCAAUUUUUUGUAUUUCCAUGACACAUUCUAGAUUGUAUCUCUUCCAUAUAUUAUUUAGUUCAUGAAUUUUAUGUGUAGGUGAUUAUUCCCAUACUUUGAAAUGUGCUACAUCAUUUUGUAAUGGUUACAUCUACUUGUAUCAUUCAUUAAAAUGUACUUUUGACACUAUUACAGUAUUACUCCUUGACUUGCGUGACAUCACAAUAAUAUGGGAUUUUGAUUGAUCAUAAUGCAUCACAAGAAAUUGAUUGAUCACAAGAAAAUAUCUAUUUUAUCAUGAUUUUGAAUUGAUUCAUCCAUUCAAUUGCUGCUGGUGACUGGUGAACUUACUUUAAGAAUCACGAUUACUAUUUACAAAACAUAUGAAGUACAAAGUAAUACAAUUUCCAUUUUUUAAAGGAUAAUUUUACUGAUUUUUUUUGUUACACCGUGGAAAUCUGUAGAUUGUUUUGCAAUGUACAUUUUUAGAUACAUUCUGCUUUUGGUCACUUUCUUUAGAUUGAUGAUAAUGCAAGCCAUCAAGGCAGAUAUGUAUGUAUUUAUGAUCUUGUUUACAUUGACUCCCAUUUCCUAAUUACAUAACACCAUUGUUUUUGUUCAUAUAAUCGAAUAUUGAUUAGUGUUUAAUUACUCCCAUGGCACACCUUCCCAUUACCUAGCCUGCUAAUUGAAAUUAGAAUAAUUUAUGGAAGGAUGUCUGUCCAAACUCCAUUACACCAUAUUGUAGCUUACUUUAUACACAUAAUUUGAGUUACAGAGUGUCCAAAUUUUCUAAAAGUUGUUUUAAUCAUUCAAUUCUGAUUGUAUAUGUAUUUAUUGCUUAAUAAAAAUGCAUUUUAGAAUUUAAA